UCCGAUUUUCUCGACUCUCUGCCGCUUCCAUUCUCAUCUUUUCAUACCUUUUGCGCCAGUAAUAUCCUCCGAGAAUCUGUUAAAACAAAAAUGAGGAAGAAAAAUCUGUAAGUGAUUUCAUCCCUUUGGACUUCUUUUUCCGGUUAUUGUUUUCUUGGAGUCGAAGGAGAACAGCGGAGGAGAAUGUCUUCUUCAAUUUCUCUUCUUUCACGUUCUGCAACAUUCUCACCUCUGAAACGGGGUCGUGGGACUCACCAGAGAGUCCGACCCAGUUUUAGUCUCGGACCAAGAAUUGGUCACGGCUUGGCUUUCUUCUUCUCUGCCGAUAACCAGGCUCUCGGCAGCCCGGGUCAAUUUCUCCCAGUUGACCAAGAACGAGAGAGAAUCACCGAUCAAGAUUUCUGAUUUCGACCGGCCUUCGGAAGGAUUCAAUCUGAAAUCCGGGAAUUUCGCCAGUUUUUGUAGUCGAACGAUAUGGGAAUCUUGAUUCUGUUCUUGAGUAGCUCGAGGUUGGAGAAUCCGAAAGACAUGAUUCUCGCUGUUGAUAUUUACGUCUCUCCUUUUCUAAGGAGACCAUGGACGUGGGGUUUCAUACAAGCAGCUCUGGUUCAUUCUUCAUAUCUGACUCCUCCCAACCUGCCGCCGUUAAAAGACUGAUCAGAGAAAGAACACUGAGGCAGCGGCCGUUGGCAACCAAGGCUGUAAAGCCCACCAUUACUGACAAAACUCGAACUGUUAGUGUUCUUGAUCGAAAAACGAAAUGUCAAAUGAUUAGAGAAUCUCGGGACUAUUCUUUCCUGUUCGGCCUGGAUUCUGAACUUCCUGCACCACCUGCAAAAAGGCCUAAAGUUGGUGAUAAUUUGUCUAAACAAGUACAUACAAGCAUUGAGCCCAAGUACAUACAUGCCAUAAAAGAUUCUGGUGUACACGAUACUUUCAAGAAGAACUCAGCACCAAAGAAUCAACCACCGUCGUUGAAAGAUCUUCAUGGCUCUCACGGGCACAAACCAUCCAUCCCAAGGCCAGCAGUUGCAAAUAAGAAUUUGGGACAAGAAGAAUUUUAUGGUGAAUCGAAUAAAUUGAAAGCAAUGGAAAAUCAGUUGCAACAAGCAGUUGCAAAUAAGAAUUUUGGACAAGAAGAAGUUUAUGCUGAAUUGAAUAAACUAAAAGCAGUGCAAAAUCAGUUGCAGUCAUCUUCAAGACACCGUGCUCCAGAUGAAAAGAAAGCUUCUUUUUCAUACUCACAACCUGGAGCGGAGCCUCAACUGGAGCAGCCGAAAAAGCCUCUGAUAAUCAGGAUUAAGUUGCGUCCAAAUCAUCAAAUUCUAAGUCGGUCUGGAGCACUUGGGCCAGAAUUGCAGCAGCCUCCAACAGGGCAACGCAUGGGCAAGCCGAAGAUUAUUAAAAGACAAGAGGUUAAGCCUACAACAGGGCAUGGCAUGGGAAAACCGAAACUUAUUCAAAGACAUGAGGCUCCAACAAGGGAAGACAUGGGGAAGCCGAAGCUUAUUCAAAGACAUGAGGCUCCAACAGGCUAUUGCAUGGGGAGGCCGAAGCUUAUUCAAAGACAAGAGGCUCCAACAAGGCAUGGCAUGGGGAAGCCGAAUCUUAUUCAAAGAGAUGAGCUUCCUACAGGGCGUGGUAUGGGGAAGCUGAAGCUUUUUCAAAGACAUGAGCUUCCUACACAGCUUGGCAUGGGGAAGCCCAAGCUUAUUCAAGGACAUGAGAAUUUGCAGCCUCCAACCGGACAACGCAUGGGAAAGCCGAUAAUUGUUCAAAAACAUGAGCUUAAACGCCCUAGGCCUUCAAUUGUUGAUGAAGAGUAUAUCGAGUCUCAAAUGAACUCAAUUCUUCAAAAAUUAGCUAGAAAUAGCUAUAUGAAAGCUGUUUACAACGAUGGAGAUAUCGAAUGCAUGGUCUCCAGUUUUGAAGAUAUCCAGAAGGAGGAGGGGAGAAGUGCAAAAAUUGGCAGGAAGGAGGCUAAAUUCGAGUGACUUUGAAUUGAAGAAGAAUUCUGUGAGAAAGUUUGUAGCAGUGAAGACCCCCCCAUACAAAAAAAAAAAAAAAAACAGAGAGAAAAAGGAAAGAGAGAUUCUAAAGAAAAAGAAAAAGAAAAAUGAGUGUAUUGGGUGUAUUUGGGAUUUGGGAAGUGAGUUUUUAGAUACUUAUGGAAUUAUUGUGAACAUAAUGCUAGAAAAAGGAAAAUAUUUUUAAAGUGAAAUAUUGUAGAUUCUGCGAAUUAUAGAGAACACUGUUAUUCAUAGUAUAACUUUUGAAAACCAAGAUUUGUAAGGGA
Molecule: messenger RNA, 2296 nt
Organism: Carica papaya (papaya)
Lineage: Eukaryota; Viridiplantae; Streptophyta; Magnoliopsida; Brassicales; Caricaceae
Biological process (GO): transcription by RNA polymerase I; nucleosome assembly
Cellular component (GO): nucleolus
Molecular function (GO): DNA binding; histone binding
Source: RefSeq, a predicted model, not a curated record